Oppia nitens is the source of this 783-nucleotide messenger RNA. RefSeq names its product NADH dehydrogenase [ubiquinone] 1 beta subcomplex subunit 10-like (gene ND-PDSW). The record is from RefSeq and is a predicted model, not a curated record. The coding region runs from base 118 to 681 and encodes 187 amino acids. The transcript has 4 exons. NCBI's taxonomy places the organism in Eukaryota, Metazoa, Arthropoda, Arachnida, Sarcoptiformes, Oppiidae.
UUUAUAAACAGUAAUAACAAAACAAAGUCAAUACAAAUAAUAAUUGCAUUGAAAUUAUAGUUUCAAUUCAUAUUAAAAAAAACCGAUUCAAUUGAAGACAUCUGAAGACAAGACACAAUGCCGGAAGAAAAUGACAGAGAAAAGAAAGAGAUCCGCAUGAAUGACAUGUUUGAGACACCGAUAUUGGACGAUAUGGUCCAGAGUCCGGCCGUCAAAGCGUUUAAAGUGAUUGCCGCUGUUGUCGACGGACCCGUUGAAUGGAUCAGACACAAUGUUGUUGAAAAAUAUCGCGGACCCAAACAAUACUAUUACCACAAACGCUUUCGUCGGGUACCCACUGUUGACCAAUGCUAUACCGAUGACCAGGCCUGCAUCUAUGAGGCCAAUGAACAAUACAAACGAGACAAGAAAGUUGACGGACAGAUCAUCAAUAUAUUGCGCUAUCGUUUUGUCAAUUGUACGACUUAUGUCCGCAAUGUCAACGACUUCUCUCACCUUAGAGACAAUAUACCGAUCUGUGUGAAGGAGAAGAAAGACUACGAUGACGCCCAACUCAACUAUUACAUCAAAUAUGGAGAUUUGGGACACUUUCAUACUGUUGUCGACGCUUUUAUGAAACAAAAACAUCGACUUAUUUUCGAGAGAAGAGAAGCAGAGAAGAAGGCCAAAGCUGGACAAUAGCUUAAUAAGUAAAUGUCUUCUGACAUACAGUAAAUAUAUUAGGGAUUUGAUUGACUCAAAACAGAUAUAAAAAUAUAUUAUUAAUAUUUGAAAUAAUUAUUA